AUGUUUCUUGAUAGUUACCAAGAAGUUGAUCAAUGGAUGCUACUCUUAUCAAGAAAAAGUGUUAGGGAACUUGUGUUAAUUACUACUUCAAAUCGACGUUAUGAACUUCCUUCUAAUGUGUUCUCUUGUCUAAAAUUGACAAAACUUGAUUUGAAGAACUGUUUCUUUAAGCAACCACUUGAGCUUGAACGAUUUAUCAAUCUUCAAACUCUUUUUCUCCUGAAUAUUGAUUUUGGAGCUAACUUUUGCGAAACUGAGAUCAGCUUACCAAAGCUUAAUACGUUGUCCCUUAGUAACUGUACAAAUGUUUAUAGUUUCAACAUCAAGGUUACUAAACUGCAGAUGUUAUUUGUCUAUGGUUGUCAUGAUGCCAUGUUGCUCCGGUUAUUGCACACUCCAUGCCUUAGUCUUACUGAUGUUAGCAUAGCAUUUAUGAAACCCAUAAAGGAUUUCGUUCGAGCUGAAAGAUUGACAUUGGCUACAAUGUUAAGUAACUUGCCCAAAGUUAGAUCUCUAGUUACUGAUGGUCAUUUCCUUAAGUUUUUGAGUGCAGAAAAGAAUCUGAAUUGGCUUCCACAUACAGUUAAUGGUCUACAUAAUUUGUUGUUGAUGGAUUUUGAACUUGGUGAUUUGGAUCAACUUCAUGGUGCUCUUUAUUUGCUUCGAAACUCACCGAAUCUAGGAAAUCUGGGUAUAGUGCCUUGGUACAUGGGGCCUCAAGUUGAUAUGGGACCCGCUUUAAAUCAUUUGGAAUCUCUAAACUGCUUGGACUAUACAUUGAAUGAAUUGCAAACUGUGAUGAUAGUAUCUUUAGAAGGAUCAAGACCUGAACUAAUUUUUAUAAAGCUUCUACUUGCUCAUUCUCCUUCUCUAAAGAAGUUUACCUUUAGACUAAAUGAAGUUGAUGUUCAAAAAAGACUUAAAAUUGGUGAGGAUCUUCUGCGGUUCCCCCGAGCCUCACCAAAAGCAGAACUGGUCUACUUGAAUCUAGAGCUGUAA
Messenger RNA from Lactuca virosa, 999 nucleotides. Lineage: Eukaryota; Viridiplantae; Streptophyta; Magnoliopsida; Asterales; Asteraceae. The record is from the annotation of a GenBank genome assembly.